AGCGGGGGCGCGGGCGCGCUCCGGGCCGAGCUCGCCGCGGCGGCGGAAAAGUUGCGGGGCGGAGAGAGCGCGAGCUAGCGAGGCGAGAGCGGGGAGAGCGGCCCGGCCAUGGACGACCUCGACGCCCUGCUUGCGGACCUGGAGUCCACCACCUCCCAUAUCUCCAAACGGCCUGUGUUCCUGUCUGAAGAGACCCCUUAUUCCUACCCGACGGGGAACCACACGUAUCAAGAGAUAGCAGUACCCCCACCGGUCCCUCCACCCCCCUCUAGCGAGGCGCUCAACGGCACUGUUCUCGACCCCCUGGACCAGUGGCAGCCCAGCGGCACCCGAUACAUCCACCAGCAGCCUCCGCCCCAGUCUCCCGUGUACAACUCCAGUGCGAAAAAUCCCAGCGUCCCUGUGUCCCGGGACAGCCUUGGGUCCCCCUGCCCCCGUGGAGCCAGCGAGGAGGAGCACGUGUACAGUUUCCCCAACAAGCAGAAAUCAGCUGAGCCGUCCCCCACCAUCAUGAGCUCCUCACUGGGCAGUAACCUGUCAGAACUUGACCGCCUUCUCCUGGAAUUGAAUGCUGUCCAGCACAGCCCUGCUUCUGGCUUCUUGUCAGAUGACACUAACCAGAGCCCUCCACUGCCCGGGGGGCUGAGUGCUCACUAUGGCAUCCCCGAGAACAACAGCCCCUUGGGGGGAAAGGUCACCCCUCCGGUGAAAGAGAAGCCCAAGCGGAAUGGGGCCCGGGGUCUGGAGGAUGUGAGACCCAGCGUGGAGAGCCUUUUGGAUGAGCUGGAGAGCUCCGUGCCCAGCCCUGUCCCAGCCAUCACUGUGAACCAGGGUGAGAUGAACAGCCCUCAGCGCAUCACAUCCAGCCAGCAGCAGACCCGAAUCUCAGCUUCCUCAGCCACCAGGGAGCUGGACGAGCUGAUGGCCUCCCUCUCGGACUUCAAGUUCAUGGCCCAGGGGAAGGUGGGGAGCAGCUCCCCACCCGGCGGGCCCCCGAAGCCCGGAAGCCAACUGGACAGCAUGCUGGGGAGCCUGCAGUCAGACCUGAACAAAUUGGGGGUGGCCACGGUCGCCAAAGGUGUCUGUGGGGCCUGCAAGAAGCCCAUUGCUGGACAGGUGGUGACGGCAAUGGGGAAGACCUGGCACCCGGAGCAUUUCGUCUGCACCCACUGCCAGGAAGAGAUCGGCUCCCGGAACUUCUUUGAACGCGAUGGGCAGCCCUACUGUGAAAAAGACUACCACAAUCUCUUCUCUCCUCGAUGCUUCUAUUGUAACGGGCCCAUCUUGGAUAAAGUGGUGACGGCCUUGGACCGAACUUGGCACCCCGAGCACUUCUUCUGUGCUCAAUGUGGAGCUUUCUUUGGACCAGAAGGGUUCCAUGAGAAAGAUGGGAAGGCAUAUUGUCGAAAAGAUUACUUUGACAUGUUUGCCCCUAAGUGUGGAGGCUGUGCCCGGGCCAUCCUAGAGAACUACAUCUCUGCACUCAACACCCUCUGGCACCCCGAGUGUUUCGUCUGCCGGGAAUGCUUCACCCCCUUCAUCAACGGCAGCUUUUUCGAGCACGACGGGCAGCCCUACUGUGAGGUGCAUUACCACGAGCGUCGCGGCUCGCUCUGCUCCGGCUGCCAGAAGCCCAUCACGGGCCGCUGUAUCACCGCCAUGGCCAAGAAGUUCCACCCGGAGCAUUUUGUCUGCGCCUUCUGUCUCAAGCAGCUCAACAAGGGCACCUUCAAGGAACAGAACGACAAGCCCUACUGUCAGAACUGCUUUGUCAAGCUCUUCUGCUAGAGCCCCCUGGGGGGGGCCCCCGGGGACCCAGAGACGUGGCAGGGGGAGGGGGCUUUGGCAUUGGAGCCUGCUCCUGAGGCCAGACCUGGCAGGGGAAUCACACCUGUUUCUGGUUUCCUCUUCCCAGGCAUCUCCCCAGGCCCACUUCCCUCCCCCUUCCUCUGUUCUCCCUGCCUCUCUCUCUUUUAUGGGGGGAGAGAUCCUUCGUGGCCUGGGGAACCAGGCAGGUUUCCUCCUUGCCGUGCAGAGCCUGGCACCCCACACUGGAAUCAUUUCUUAGCCAGGUCACUGGGCAUCCCCAGAACCAGGGCUGCCCAUUCAGGGAGUUUUUGAGGGGCAGAACUUUCCUAACCUCUUGUUUCUCCUUUUGCCCUCUCCUCCCUUCCUCCCCCUCCCCCUCCUCCUUCCUCCUCCUCCCCCUCCUCAUCCCCUGGUUCAACACUCUGGAGGGCAGCCAGCUCCUGCCAAGUGAAUGCCAGCAUCAGCCCACUUGGGGAGAAGGCAGGCUAGGAGACACUGAGGUGGGCGGGGAAGUUCCCAGGGUCCCUCUCUCCUCCGGCUGCCCCUGGCCAUUCUGUCCUCCACCUGAGGCCUCCUUUCUAGUGGCUUUUAUUCACUUGGUUCUACUGAGAAAGGACUCUCCAGCAAUAAUAUUUUAUAUUGACUUUGUGGGUGGCUGAGCCCAGGCUCUGGGCUCCAGGACUAGUGGGCCCACCAUGGGCAUGGCCCCCGGACCGGACUCUGUCCCAUGUUUGAUAGAUUUCUACACUGAGGUUUGAAUUCCUAUUUGUCUGGGUUGCUUUUAAUUCUCUAUGAAAUGAUUUUGAAAAGAUUUUUAAGAUGUUCCUUUUGGUCCUGUCCUUUCCCUGCUCUCGGGCCCCCUGGGGGCAAUGACCCAGGCAGCUUUGCUACCCAGCACUCUUAACCAAUAGGGUUUUCUUUGUACUGAGGGCUUCUGGGUGAGAGAGGCAGCCAGUAUCUUUUUCUAGCACAAACCAGUUGAACUGGGAGUUGCCUUUUUUUAUUCACUCCCUCACAGUUCACCUAGAACAUUUUGUAAACUGCUGUAUUCAGACCCCCUUCCUCCUUGACUCUGUCAACUGGGGUCUCAGCUAACGUAGCCCACUUGCCUGCCUUUAUGAGAGAGGUCAGCAUAUAAUGUGUGUUAGGCGGUGAGGAGAGACUGGGGCAGGGGGGACACAUGGGGAUUUCCCGAUUUCCGCUGUAAUAAGCCAUAUUGGGGGCGGAGAUCCUACAUCCAGGUCCUCCUUGUGUCUUCUGAGUUCCCUCAGGGCCCUGCUCCAGCAUGCCCAGUAGAGGUCAGGGGGCUGCCUUCUGCCUCUGGGCUUCCUUCUAAGUGUGGUAAGCACCUUUUGUACCAUGUUUUCCUGUUCUUUGGGAAACCUGGGGAUGGAGUGAUGGAGAAAUAGAGAUUCCUUCUUAAGGAAAGAGUAGUGGAGCCAGCAGGUGCUCGGGACCUCCAGCCUCUGCUGCCCCAGCUACGUCCCCGCUUUGUCUUGACAGUAACGAGUGUUUGGAAAAUUCUUGGCAGAGAAACCCAAUUGAAACUGAUGGUGGUGGCAAAGGUGCCUUGCUCUCACUCUGGGCCAUCAAAUAUUCUCGAGUGCCUGAGGCCGGUUCUUGGGAGAAUCCUGUCCCAGUGAAACGGUGGCUUCCCUGAGUCACCAGGUGGAGCUACCGGCUCUGCCCACUCCUGGGCCUCCCCCGGUCAUUGGGAAUGCCUGCAGACAAGGCCCAAGGCAAUCUGGGUCUAGUAGGGGCCGUGGCAGUCAGUCGGGAUCUCAGUGCACACAGCUUUCUGGUUCAGUUAGCUGAAUAAAAGCCAGGAGCUGUCCAGGCCAGCUCAGCUCUGUUUUUGGGGUGUCUGUAUGUCCGCCUCGAGGCCUUAGUGCUCUGUUUACAGUGACCUGUCCCUGUCCCUCCCCUUUGGAGUCAGGGACAUCUGGGGGAUGCCUCUCUGGGUCAACGGUUUGAUUUGAUUUUUCUUCCCUAUGAACUUCUAACCUUGCUUUUCCCAUUUAAAUUCCUGUGAUUUAUGCCAAUAAAAUUUGCCAUUAUUUUCACCUUG
Trichosurus vulpecula (common brushtail) is the source of this 3877-nucleotide messenger RNA. RefSeq names its product paxillin (gene PXN). The coding region runs from base 109 to 1788 and encodes 559 amino acids. Gene Ontology annotation, biological process: transforming growth factor beta receptor signaling pathway; endothelial cell migration; substrate adhesion-dependent cell spreading. The record is from RefSeq and is a predicted model, not a curated record. The transcript is spliced from 11 exons. NCBI's taxonomy places the organism in Eukaryota, Metazoa, Chordata, Mammalia, Diprotodontia, Phalangeridae.